Racocetra persica is the source of this 849-nucleotide messenger RNA. NCBI's taxonomy places the organism in Eukaryota, Fungi, Glomeromycota, Glomeromycetes, Diversisporales, Gigasporaceae. The record is from the annotation of a GenBank genome assembly.
AUGGGUACUAAUACUUUUGAGAUUCUUGAAAUUUGCGGAGACGGUACAUUUGGCAUUGUAUAUAAAGCCAAACAAAAGUCAACAGAAACAUUUGUUGCUAUUAAAAGAGCUAAGGAAGUUAAAUAUGAAAGACCUGUGCAAGAACGGAUUCCAAACGAGAUAGAAAUUUUACGCAAAGUUCAACAUGAAAAUAUCAUAUCAAUAUUUUCAUUGGAAGAAUCAAUAGAAAUAAUAUCAUCACUAUCAUUUUCUAAAUUACUAAAUAUCAAACCGAAUGUUAAUGCAAUUAUAUUUCCUUAUUGUCCCUUAACAUUAAAAUCUUUAUUGAAAGAUUAUACUCUUUCACCACACGAAGUCAAGUCUUGUAUUUGGAUGAUACUCACUGGAGUUGUUCAUAUUCAUAAUAAUGGUGUGAUACAUAGAGAUUUAUCACCAAAUAAUAUAUUAAUUAGUGACUCUGGUGUUAUCAAGAUUUCUGAUUUUGGAAUAGCAUGGGUGGAUUCUAAUAAUGGUUAUGAACCUAGAGGUAAAAUGAAAUUCGAAGUUGGAACAAGAUAUUAUCGCGCUCCAGAACUUCUUUACUCAGCCGAAAAUUAUUCUAAUGCAAUUGAUUUAUGGUCACUUGGAUGUAUCUUUGCUGAAUUUUUUACAAAACCCGCCAGUUCAUCAUUGUUUCAUGGCGAAAAUGAUAUUGGGCAAUUAAGUGAGAUCUUUCGCAUAUUAGGAGUUCCUGAUGAAUCAACCUGGCCUGAGAUGAUAGAUUUUCCGGAUUAUGGCAAGUUUACUUUUAUUAAAAAAGAUUGUGAUGGACUAACAAUUAAACAUUUACCUAAAGCAAAGUCGCAAGAU